AGACAGAAAAAGCCCUUGCCCAACGCCCCGCCCCGACCGUCCGUCCGUCACGUCACGCGAUUCCCUCCUGAAGUUUGAUGACGAAGAGACGCGCGCGCGCGCGAGAGCGAGAGAGAUUCGAUACCAUGACAUGAAAACACACGCGCACGAGAACAACCCCCGGCUGGGCAGUAGAGCGACAGUUGCUAGCUCGUUGUUCCCAUUUGACAUCGGCCACCAAGCCGGUGCUUACAAACUUGAGGAUCUCCCGACAUUCCGGUAAGUCUCUUUAAGUUUAUCUGAACAUGACUGGGAACAACGCAGGUUUGGAAAAAAAAGGAAUUCUGCCACACGAGCUUUUCGACAACGACGAUCUACCCCGUGAACCAAAGACGACAUGGAGACAGACAUGCAUCUAGAUCAUAUAAGAUACACAGCCUGCAUGCACAAAGAAAGACAUGAUCAAGCUAGACUCUAUAGACCAAAGGUAGGGAAUAGGAUUCAAGCAGCCGAGCCAGCGAGUGAGCGUGCGUGCGUGCGUACAUCCAACGCCGGUCCAACUCUGGCAAGGAUCGACGCCCAGCGGCCCGCGUCGUGUCGGGGUGAACACGACCGACGACGAAGAAGAAGGGGAUCGUACUUAAGUACGUGGCUCUUCGGCCAAAAGCAUGACUGGUCUUUGAUUCUAACCCGUCUUAUCUUAAUCUUCACUUGUACUUCUACUUUGUACUCCCUAGGGGACUGCAGCCAUAUGUCGUGGUUGAGAGUAACAAGAUCCGGAACAUACGUAGUUAAAAGAAAAACAAGGAAUUCCAAUGCCCCGAUACCCAUGCCAGAAAGACCACCACAUAUCAGGAAGAGAAGAAGAGAAGAAGAGAAGAAGAGAAGAAGAGAAGAAGAGAAGAAGAGAAGAAGAGAAGAAGAGAAGAAGAGAAGAAGAGAAGAAGAGAAGAAGAGAAGGAAAAGUAAUAUAAAAGGGGGGCAACCCGCUGUGCAAAUCGGCCUUUCUGUCGGUGUAUGUCCUUGAAGGAAAGUUUGAUGCUUGCCCUGAACACACUCUGAACCCUCGGCUGGGAGGGGGGGG
Molecule: messenger RNA, 1063 nt
Organism: Microdochium trichocladiopsis
Lineage: Eukaryota; Fungi; Ascomycota; Sordariomycetes; Xylariales; Microdochiaceae
Exons: 1
Coding region: 377-1006 (209 amino acids)
Source: RefSeq, a predicted model, not a curated record